Musa acuminata subsp. malaccensis (wild Malaysian banana) is the source of this 1700-nucleotide messenger RNA. RefSeq names its product 4-coumarate--CoA ligase-like 1. Gene Ontology annotation, molecular function: CoA-ligase activity. The record is from RefSeq and is a predicted model, not a curated record. Lineage: Eukaryota; Viridiplantae; Streptophyta; Magnoliopsida; Zingiberales; Musaceae.
UCGAUCGGCUAGGACGAUGCAGGUCAAGUCCGGCUACGGCUCCGACGGGGUCUACCGCUCGCUCCGGGCGCACAUCGCCUUCCCCGACGACCCCGACCUCUCCAUGGUCCCAUUUUUCUUCCGCCGGGCCGUCGCGUACCCCGACCGCCUCGCCCUGGCCGACGCCGACACCGGCGCCUCCCUCUCCUUUCAGGCCCUCCGGUCCGCCGUCCUCUCCGCUGCCGCCGGCUUCUCCUCCCUCUGCGGCAUCCGCAAGGGCGACGUCGUCCUCAUGUUCGCCCCCAACUCCCUCCACUUCCCCGUCUCCUUCCUCGCCGUCGUCUCCUUCGGUGCCAUUGUCACCACCGUCAACCCGAUCUACACCGGCCACGAACUCGCCAGCCAGGCCCGCGAUGCCGGCGCCAAGCUCGUCGUCACCACCCCGGAGCUCUGGCCCAAGGCCGCCGCCUUGCGCCUCCCCACCGUCAUCAUCGGCCCCAGCGGCUCCCCCUUGUCCCCUCCCCCCGAGACCCCCGUCACCUUCUUCGACGACCUCGUCGCCAACUCCGAUCCGGCGGGGUUCUCGCCGCCGCCGGUGUACCAGUCGGACGUGGCGGCGCUGCUCUACUCAUCGGGGACCACCGGUACGAGCAAGGGCGUCGUGCUGACCCACCGGAACUUCAUCUGCACCGCCAUGAUGAUGACGGCGGAUCAAGAUUUUAGGGGGGAGGGGCAGAACACCUUCCUCUGCUUUCUGCCCAUGUUCCAUGCAGCCGGCCUGUCACCGAUCACCUACGCCCAAAUGCAGAGGGGCAACAGCAUCGUGUCCAUGUCCAGGUUCGACAUGGAGGCGAUGUUGAGGGCGAUCGAGAAGUACAGGGUCACGCACUUCUAUUGCGCGCCGCCGGUGAUGAUCGCGCUUGCUAAGCAGGGGAAGGUGACCAAGUACGAUCUCAGCUCGGUGAGGCUUGUGGGUUCUGGCGCAGCGCCUUUAGGGAAGGAUAUGAUGGAAAUAGUCGCUAACAACUUGCCUCACGCCGACAUAGUGCAGGUAUAUGGUAUGACAGAGACUUGUGGACUCAUAUCGCUAGAAAUUCCUGCCCCGGGUGAGGUUCGUGAUUUUGGUUCUGUUGGAACAAUGGUGUCUGGAAUGGAGGCUAAAGUUGUCAGUGUAGACACAUUGAAGCCUCUACCACCUAAUCAAUUAGGCGAAUUGUGCUUCCGUGGACCAAACAUAAUGCAAGGGUAUAUUAACAAUCCACAAGCAACAAACUUGACUUUGAAAGAUGGAUGGUUACAUACCGGCGAUCUUGGCUAUUUUGAUGAAAAGGGACAAUUGUUUGUCGUUGAUCGAAUUAAAGAACUCAUCAAGUACAAAGGUCAUCAGGUUGCACCUGCUGAACUGGAGGGAUUGCUUCUUUCACAUCCUGAGAUAUUAGAUGCAGUUGUUAUUCCGUUUCCUAACGCUGAAGCUGGAGAGGUUCCAAUUGCUUAUGUGGUCCGAUCUCCUAAUAGUUCAUUGACUGAAGAAGAUGUCCAGAACUUCAUCUCGAAACUGGUUGCACCUAUUAAGAGGUUGAGAAGAGUUACCUUUGUCAACUCUGUACCCAAGUCUGCCGCAGGAAAAAUACUAAGAAGAGUGCUGAUUGAGAAGGCAAGAUCAAAGUUGUAGAGGGUGUUACUUCCCUCGUAACAUUUAUCCCAGGUUGGAAGUGAGAGAU